AUGAGCGUAGGAGAGUAUCUAGCGCUAGGUAUGGAUGAGAAAGGAAAAGCGGAAACUGCUUCAUGCGGCACUGAUAGUCCCGACACGGCAGGCGAUGCACCGCCAGCGCUAGAUAGAGGAGAUUCUGUAGACGAUCCGUCGCCUCCACCGGUCUCGGAUGCUGCCAAAUCUUUAGAAUCUAUCUUUGUCAGGGAAGCAUUGGCUUUCCGCGCACGAGGCGGUGGCUGCGGAAAACCUCUGGUUCAUUAUAUGGAUGGCUUCACCAUUGAAGUUGAAGGGCGAGAACAGAAGAACAAGCCUAAGAAAGAAGAACCUGAAGCUACCCCCGAGGAACGCGUUGAGGACCGCAAGCAAUCCAAGAAUCGACGUGCAACACCCGUGCAACAUCCACCAAGAAGAAGGACAAAUGAGCUAGAGUUACUUUUAAGUAUGGAUUUCGGUCCAAAAGAUGCUGGAAGGCGUAUUCUGGAUACAGAGAAACGAAAAAGCGUGCUUGACAAGGAAAAACGUCUUUCAUCAGAAACUGGCGACGAACAUGACAAAUCCGACCAUGCAGAGAAAACGCGAACAAAGCAGAAGAAGAGAAGUUCUCAGUCGACAGUCAGCGAAAGCCCUGUGAAACCUGAACGCUCUCGAUCUUCUGUCGACUCUUCGGAUACACAUAGCCAUUCAUCAAAGAGAAGCAGCGGGAAACAUGACAAAGCAAAAGAAAAGGAGAAGGAAAGGGAAAAAGAGCUAGCAGUUUUGAAUACACCAACGGUAAGCAUGCGUAUGCUGCCUUCAUCCGAGGAUUCGCCUGAAGACCGAUGCCUUUAUUGCAAAGUUUCAUUCAAAGAGGUGAUUUUCUCUUUUUCUCUUUUUUUUUGUACAAAAUGAUC
This is a messenger RNA of Cylicostephanus goldi, 878 nucleotides long. The record is from the annotation of a GenBank genome assembly. NCBI's taxonomy places the organism in Eukaryota, Metazoa, Nematoda, Chromadorea, Rhabditida, Strongylidae.